Messenger RNA from Sesamum indicum (sesame), 1747 nucleotides. Its product is annotated as F-box protein CPR1. Gene Ontology annotation, molecular function: protein binding. Lineage: Eukaryota; Viridiplantae; Streptophyta; Magnoliopsida; Lamiales; Pedaliaceae. The record is from RefSeq and is a predicted model, not a curated record.
UUGGACUGGUGGGCGAGCAUUUUGUGUUUACUGUCUACUAUCAAUUGCUUCUUUGAUAGGGUUUUCCUCUCUCUAAUCCCAGAGGAAAACAAUGGCGGACUACUUCCCCACGGAGCUCCUGAUCGAAAUCCUCCUAAGGCUGCCCGUCAAAUCCUUAAUCCGCUUCACCGCCGUCUGCAAGUCAUGGCACGCCCUUAUAACAAGCCCCAGCUUCAUCUCUUCGCACCUCUCAAACACUAGAAAUCACACCCUUCUCGCCAGGCGUUACGAUAAACACGACAAGCGAGAACGCUAUUCGCUACUUGAAGUCGCUGAAGGCGGACCUUUUGCUGUGAAAUCUUCGUCAGAACUCGGGUUUCCUUUCAAAUCCCAGAUUGGGUAUUUCAGAAUAGUGGGCUCUUGCGAUGGCCUCGUGUGCUUGUCCGAUGAUUUCUUCGCGAAUCCGUCGCAGCCCGUUAUUUUAUGGAACCCUUCUGUUAGAAAUCAUGUGAUUUUACCCAAGCCCACUAUUAAUCCGACAGCACCACACAUUUUUGUGUUGGGAUUUGGAGUUGCUGCUCAUGAUUACAAAGUUGUGAGGUUGGUUUACUGUAGGAAACUCGACGAUUUUGGCUUUAUUCUUCCCCCGCAGAUUGAGGUGUUUUCCCUUAAGACAGGGAGGUGGCGAAGGGUUAGGAGAGUUGACGUUAGGCUUCAAGUUCUUGAAUUCAUGUGGUGCCAAACUUUCUUGAACGGGGUUGUGCAUUGGAUCGCCUAUGAAUCUACCAAUGAUGACAGUACCCGUAGUUCAAUUCUGGCAUUUCGGGUUGGUGAUGAAGUUUUCGACGAAAUGAAGUUGCCAACUGAGUUGGCGAGGGAACCCGUGACGAACUUGUGUAUUUCCUUGAUAGGGGAAUCGCUUGGAGUGCUCAAAUACUAUAGAGAGGCUGGCAAUGAGUCAUGUGAUGUUUGGAUGAUGAAGGAGUACGGUGCGGAAGAGUCAUGGACUAAGUUAUAUAGGAUUGAUUUGUUCAAUGGGAUAGAAAAAGUAGUUGCAUUUUGGAAGAAUGGUGAAGCUUUGGUGGCUUUGCAGGGGCUUGAGUUGGCUGCCUAUAAUCAAGAGACUAAGCAGACUAAGGAGCUUGGAAUCUACGGGACUACACGCUCAUUCUAUGUCGAUAAUUAUGUGGAAAGCCUGCUCUUGAUGAGAGGACAUGGUGGAGCAAAUGUUGAUCCAUUUGAGGAUUUGAGUCUUGAAGAUGGCUGUUGUAUUGUUUAGGAUGUAUAAGCUUGUGGGGUGAAGAGUACUGCAAACAAGAAUCAGUUGGUGGAAUGAAGCUGAGCCAAGAAUUCUCUGUAACUCAUGAAUUAGGAUUGAUGUGUUGGAUUGGAUAGAAGAUGUAGUUGCAUUUUGGAAGAGUGGCGAAGCUUUAGUGGCCUUACAGGGGCUUGAGUUAGCUGCCUAUAAUCAAGAGACUAUUGCAGGCUCGUUCCUUGUCGGUUGCUAUGUCGAAAGCCUGCUCUUGCUGAAUGGACAUGGUGGCGCAGGUGGAGAUGCAUUAGAGGAGUUUGAGUCUUGAAGAUGGCUGUUGUAUUAUUUAGGAUGAAGAGUACUGCAAACAAGAAUCAAUUAGUGGAAUGAAGUAAAACAAGCUAAGCCAAUGCCUUUAUUCUUAACCUAUCUAAUUCAUUUGGUUGUGCUUGAAUCAGGUUUGAAUUGAUCUUGACAUUACAAGAUUUUUAUGCAUUGUUCUUCAAUCUUUAUUUU